AUGGCCGACCCUAUAGACAGCGCACUCGACCUUCUCCGACGCCUCAACCCGAAGGACGUCAAGGCCAACGUCGACCACCUCAUCAGCCUAAACCCCGACCUCACCGAAGACCUCCUAGAAUCCGUCGACAUCCCACUUUCGGUCAAGAAAUGCUCGAAGACAAAGCGUGACUUCCUUUGCUGCGACUACAACCGUGACGGUGACAGCUGGAGGAGUCCAUGGAGCAACGACUUUGAGCCGCCGCUGGACGACGGCGAGGGUGUUACUCCAAGUGACCGCAUAAGGAAGAUGGAAAUCAGGGCUAAUGAGGCUUUUGAUGUUUACAGGGAGCUGUACUUUGAGGGUGGCAUUGCAAGUGUGUACCUCUGGGAUAUGGAUGAUGGUUUUGCAGGAUGCGUGCUGCUCAAGAAAUCCGUUUCUCCGUCCCCUAAGAGCUCCGGCAGCUGGGACAGUAUCCACGUCUUUGACGCCCAAGAUCGUGCUCGUACCGCACAUUACAAGCUCACCUCCACCGUCAUUCUUUCCCUCGGCACCGACUCGGAAGCACUAGGGGGACUUGAUCUUUCUGGAAACAUGGUCCGUCAAGUCGAAGCCGACAUGGCUGUUGAAGACGACAGCUCCCAUGUCGCCAACAUCGGCAAGAUGGUGGAAGACAUGGAGCUCAAGAUGCGCAACCUGCUUCAGGAAGUCUACUUCGGCAAGGCCAAGGAUGUCGUAGGAGACCUGAGAAGCAUCGCACCGCUCAGUCAGACGAAUCGGGACCGAGCAACGCAGCGGGAGAUGAUCAGUGGCAUUGGCAGGUGA
Aaosphaeria arxii CBS 175.79 is the source of this 804-nucleotide messenger RNA. RefSeq names its product F-actin capping protein, beta subunit. Gene Ontology annotation, cellular component: cytoplasm; actin cortical patch; F-actin capping protein complex. The transcript is spliced from 5 exons. Gene Ontology annotation, molecular function: actin filament binding. Bases 1 to 804 code for a protein of 267 amino acids. The record is from RefSeq and is a predicted model, not a curated record. Lineage: Eukaryota; Fungi; Ascomycota; Dothideomycetes; Pleosporales. Gene Ontology annotation, biological process: actin cytoskeleton organization; cell morphogenesis; barbed-end actin filament capping.